ACAUCACGUCGAGGUCCAACAGACAACACGAACGGACAAACAACACCAACAGCAAAAAUGAGCGACGCUUUAGACAGAUCAUUGGACGAGAUCAUCGGGGAACGCCGUCCGGCUCGUGGACCCCGCCGUGGACCUGGUCCGGACCGCUCGAGGGGUGGUGGAAGGUCGACUCCGUAUGACAAGGCAUGAACUCACCCAUCCCCGCUUGCGCAAACAGCUGCAGCUUUCGAAUCCAUAGAAACGUGAAAACUAAUAAACGACUUUUUUACGACAUACAGCCCGACCGCGCUCCUCGUGAUGGUGAUAGGUGGAGUCAUGAUCGGUAUGAGGGACGGGAGAGGAGGGGCGGAGGCGGUGGUGAGAGGACGUUUGCGGAUAGGAUUGGUGGAGGUGAGAGGAGAGAUCGCGACGCGCCCGCUCGUUUGAGGGUGAGCAACAUCCACUACGAUCUUAACCAAGACGAUCUCACGCAACUCUUCUCCCGUAUUGCACCCCCGAUCUUGGUCCGCUUGACCUACGACAACGCCGGCCGCAGUACCGGAAUCGCGUAUGUCGUGUAUGAAUCCAUCGCGGACGCACGUGAUGCGAUUAGACAGUUCGAUGGACAGAAAGCGGCUGGACAGCCUCUUGCGAUCUCGAUGGAUGGUUCGGGUGUACCGAGUGGCAGGGGUCGCUCGCGUUCGCCGCCUAGACGUGGGCAUGGAGAUAGCUAUAGGCCGGGAGCCGGUGAUAGGGCGCCCAGCGCACCCAGGGGACGGGGAAGGGGUAGGGGUGCAAGUGGAAGGGGAAGGGAGAGGGGCGAGAGGAGGGAGGUGAGGCCGGCGAAGACGCAGGAUGAUUUGGAUAGGGAGUUGGAGGAAUAUCUCAAUGGACGUGGUCAUGGGGAGGGGGGCAAGGCGGCGGCCGAUGGUGGAACCAACAAUGUGGAGGCUGCUUUGGAUUUGGAUGAAAUUAUGGCGACUGAUAAUAUUUGAGUAAACGGAG
Messenger RNA from Saitoella complicata NRRL Y-17804, 984 nucleotides. Its product is annotated as RNA-binding domain-containing protein. Gene Ontology annotation, cellular component: nucleus. The record is from RefSeq and is a predicted model, not a curated record. Gene Ontology annotation, molecular function: mRNA binding. Gene Ontology annotation, biological process: mRNA export from nucleus. The coding region runs from base 186 to 974 and encodes 262 amino acids. The transcript has 5 exons. Lineage: Eukaryota; Fungi; Ascomycota; Saitoellomycetes; Saitoellales; Saitoellaceae.